CUAUGGGAGCAUCCGAACUGCAGUGCUUACACUUUCCCCUCUUACUCACACCCUCCCUCCCUCCUCAGGCGCCAAAGCUCCGCUUGUGAAUCAUCCUUCUUCAUUAGUUCCCUCUCACGUCUCUAUGCCUCUUCACUUCCGGCCUCCAAGCUCCAGUCCGCCGGUUCCGCUUGUUCCUGUCUCUCUCUCUCUCUCUCUCUCCGGUGCAGACAAAAAAAAAAAAAAGCAAAGAGAGAGAGAGAACGUCUCUCCAAACGUCCGUCCUCUCUCCUGUUCCCUCUAUGAUAUCUUCUUAAAGCUAUCUCGUCAUCCUCCUCCACGAGUGGGCAGGGGCAGGCUGGAGAUUCCUUCUUCCUCUCUCUCUCUCUCUCUCUUUUGGAUCGUACCAAGCUGGAGCCGAGCCGGGGGGGCGGGGGAGGGAAGAUGGCGCAGGCCUUGUCCGAAGAGGAGUUCGAGCGCAUGCAGGCCCAGUUAUUAGAACUUCGAACACAGAAUUACCAGCUCUCUGAUGAACUCCGCAAGAACACAGCUGAAUUAAAUGGGCUCCGACAACGGGUCUCCUAUUUAGACAGGGACUUUGCUAAGGCUCAGAAGGCUCUGAAUAAGAGUAAAAAAGCUCAGGAGGUGGAUGCACUGCUUAGUGAAAAUGAAAUGCUUCAGGGAAAACUGCAUAGCCAAGAGGAUGACUUCAGGCUGCAAAAUAGCACUCUCAUGCAGGAGCUCUCCAAGCUGUGCUCGCAGAUUGAGCAGUUGGAGAAGGAUAAUCAGAUUCUUCAGGAAGGAAAGACAGCGGUAGCCAGCGAAGGGGCGUUCCCAGCCAGCUCUGUGGAUGGCGAGCUGUUAAGGCUACAGGCAGAGAAUUCUGCCCUGCAGAAGAACAUGGCAGCUUUACAGGAGCGCUAUGAGAAGGAAGUGGCCCGGCAAGCAGAAAACAGAGGUGGCGGGAAAGGUGAUGGUUCCCCGGAGCCUUGUCCCACUGUGCCAGAGACGACUUCGGAACGGCCGGCAUUUGACAGUGACGGUAGCGGUGCCAUUUCACAGCAGCUUCUCUCGGAGGUUGAACUGAAACUGCAGACCGAGAGGGAGGAGAAAAUACUACUGAAGGAGCAGCUGCAGAGCCUCGAGGCAUCCAAGACAACGGAGACCUCCCGCCUGCAGCAAGAGCUCUCCAAGUUUGUAGAGAAGCUUAAGAAGAAACAAGAGAGCUUUGUGCGCCUUCAGACAGAAAAAGAAGCUCUCUACAAUGACAGCAGGACCAAAAUUGAGGAGAUCCAACAACGGAAGGAAGAGGAACUCAAAUCUCUGCAAGUUCGUAACCAGAAGCUGCAACAGGAGCUCCAGUCCACAAACCAGGGCUUCUUGGAAUUAAAGGACCAAUUGCAGAGUGGUCAAAAAGAACAUGAAUUGGCUCUUCAGACUCUGCAGGACCAAGUUGCGUGCCAAAGUGCGGAGAGCCAGGAACAGGUUGAGACCAUUCUGUCUGAAAACGAUGCUCUGAGAACCAACCUUGCAGCCUUAGAACAGAUCCAGACAUCUAAGACUCAAGAAAUGAACCUGAUGCGAGAACAGGUGGCAGCCUUGGGAGAUGAGCUGCAGCAGCGUCAGAAUGAGAAGGAGGCAUUGGCUGCCCAGCGGGAUGACCUCAACACACAAUUGCAGGAGUCACUCCGGGGCAGUACUCGUUUUAUGGAGCAAGUUCAAGAACUCAGGCAGGAAAAGGAGAGAUUAUUACAAGAGCUUGAUGAAGUACGGAAGACAGCAGAGAAACGCAAGGCCAUGCUAGAUGAGAUGGCCAUUGAGACCCAGCAAGAAAAGGGACGCCACAAGGAAGAGCUCGGUAACCUCCGUCUGCAGCAUGAGAAAGAGAUGCUGGCUGUGAGGGCACGCUAUGAGCGGGAGCUGCGGGAGCUGCAUGAGCACAAGAAACGGCAAGAGGACGAGCUGCGUGGUCAGCUCAAGGAGGAGAAGGCUCGUAGUCAAGAACUGGAAUCCAUGCAACAAACUGUGGAAGAGCUACGUCUCCAGAUCCAAUCCAUGGAUGGCACCAAGGGCUGGUUUGAACGGCGGCUUAAAGAGGCUGAGGAGUCGAUAGAGAAGCACCAGCAGGAACACAUGGAGGCCCUGAGAAUCUGUAAAGAGCAGCAUGCAGCUGAUUUACAGCUAAAAGUCCAAGAAGUGGAGGCAACUAAGGAAAAACUGAGAGAGAUUGAAAAAGCCAGGAAUGAGCACAUGGACACAGUCAACCGGCUGAAGCAGGAAGUGAAGGACACAGUAGAUGGGCAACGGAUCCUGGAGAAGAAAGGGAGUGCAGCAUUGAAGGACCUCAAAAGACAGCUUCAUCUAGAAAGGAAGCGAGCAGAUAAACUUCAGGAGCGCCUGCAGGAAAUCUUGACCAACAGCAAGAGUAGGACAGGAAUUGAGGAUCUUGUACUGGCAGACAUCAGUUCCCCCAGUCGGACUCAGACGGGAGACAGUAGCAGCAUCUCAUCCUUCAGCUAUCGUGAAAUCAUGAAGGAGGGAUCCGUGGCUGGCAGUAACAAGUCAACCACAGGAAGCCCACAGUCACAGUCGCAACCUCCACGGCCAGCCGACCUUUCAGAUGAGGAGAUCUCAGAACUGUUCCAGCGGCUGGCCGAAGUUCAGCAGGAGAAGUGGCUCUUGGAGGAAAAGGUGAAACACCUUGAAGUCAGUAGUGCCUCCAUGGCUGAGGACCUAUGCCGGAAGAGUGCCAUUAUUGAGACCUAUGUGAUGGACAGCCGUAUUGAUGUGUCUGGGGCUCAUGGGCAGGUUGAUCGAAGUAGCCUAAGUAGUGUCCUGCGAGAUCUGGUGAAGCCAGGAGAUGAGAACCUGCGUGAGAUGAACAAGAAGCUACAGAACAUGCUGGAGGAGCAGCUCACCAAAAACAUGCACUUACAGAAGGAUUUGGAGGUCCUUUCCCAGGAGAUCGUCCGUCUUAGCAAAGAGUAUGUCCCGUCCUCUGAUGCUGAACCUGGCCUGGAUGAUGCUGUCUGAGCUCAGUUCCACCUGUGAUGCCGUCCUCCGUGCUUGGCCCUUGGCUGCGCUGCUGGUGUGUGGGGGGUGGUGGGGAGGGGUAGAGAUAUUGGAACUUUCUGCCUCCCCUCUCUCUGGUCGGACCAUUUCUUUCAACUGUAUCGGAGGGGGCAGGCGUUUAACCCCGCUACUCUUUCCCCCUUAGCGGAGCAGUUUCUCCCUUCAUCACUGUUCUACUCAGGCCUUUCCCCAAACAGAUUGAUUUCUUUCGAAUCAUGCACCUACUGAUUACGCUGCCUGCCUCUUCGUGGACCUGCCUUUGCUGCCCCGUAGGAAGCCCUGGCAGCAGUAGCCUAUCUGCAGUUGGCACUUUUUUAAAAAAGUUGCAUGGCCAAUUGCAGCUUUGUUUCUGAGGUUGCCAGUUUUGAAACUGCCUCCCUCCUUCCAAGGUUGUCAUCCCUGAUCCUGAGGAGUUUCCCCAUGGAGGAGGAAGAGGAGGAGGAGGAGGAGGUGUUCCUGCCAUAAUAAAGCUCCAUAAUCCAUUCUCAACAUAUAGCAGUCCUGGGAGUAAAGUUCAGUUUCCUUAAAAGCUUCUCUCCCUGCAUUCUUCUCCGCAAGCUGCAUUUGUGAUUCUGUAGCUUCUUCUGAGUCAUAGUCAUACCACCUCCCUCAUUUUGCAUGUCUGGCCAUAUAUAUAUAUAAUAUGGGUUGCAGCUGUGCCCCUUUUUCCAGUAAUAGAGGUGGAGCAAAGGCAACGUGUUUAUUUAACACAUCAAUGACUUGUACAAGGCUGUAAUUGUUGAGUAACUGAUAAUGCAAAGAAUGGUGGGUUGGGGAUUUUUUUCGGAGGGGGGUGGCUUUUACUCUGUGUGAACGUUGAAUUCAGAACGAUCUGAAUUGAUGGGUACUAUUCUAGUAGACAUAAACUGGAGAGGUCUCUCCCCAGGCCAAGGUCGUGUUCCAUCUUCCCAUCCUUUUUCUAAGUCCAGGGUAGGCAAAGGGUAGCCCUCGGCCUAAUUUCAAACCAGGCAGUUUAGAGCUCUGACAGACGUGAUGCUGCUCCUUGUUUGAUAGCUCGCUGGAUAGGAAGAAAAAGAGGUAUUCGGUGGGGAGAGAGAGAAUGGAGCUUCCACCCAUUUGGGGCUCUGACUUGACCUCAGCCUGGCCAUAGGCUUCCAUCAUGACCCACCAAAGACUAUGCCUAAUAAAGACGUGUUGAUUUACCUCAGUGGGUAAAAUACUGCCCAUCCCCUGCUCCAGGUCCUUGACUGGAUUCAGCUGUACAGUCGCUGCCACCCCCUGCUCAUUGUAUCUCUGAGCUCUGCCCUAGUCCCCUAUGGCUCUGUGGGAAAAGAGAGGGCUGAUGAUAUUUGGGGCUCAGAAAGUGAAUCUCUGCUUGCUGGUAGCGCAUUUCAGAAAAAGAUUAGUGUCCUGCUUGUUCUGCUGUUUGACCAGUCCUUGGACAUACUACUACUCAGUGCUAAUCCAGCAUUUUGGACGGUGAGAGGAGAGUUUAGGAAAUAACAUUGGGCCUUUCUUUAUUAGAAUUGGCAAAAAAGACUUUCCUGUGCAGUUUCUCAUCCCUGGCUGCUCCAUACAAAGGAAGCUUUGAUGGUACUAAGGGGGACAGCUGGUAGGGAGGUGAAUCCCUCCUUCCUGUGGCCGCAGUAAAUGACGUGGAUUCAUUUUCUCAGCAUUUAUUUAAGAAGAAACUUAGCUUCUGUCAGACUUCAUUGCAAUAAGCAAAUCAAUCCAAAUAUCCAAAAAAAUAUUUUGCCCAAAAUUCUCCCCUUAGGUUCUUGGGCCUUUAAUUGGGGGGAGGGAGGGAGAAGCAAUCUGUGACUUUCCUGCUGUUGUUAACUACAGCUCCCAGCAUCCCUCACCAUUAGACAUGCUGGCAAAGGCUGCUGAAAGUUUACUGGUUGUUUGAUAGCAGAGAAGAUCUGAGUACUCAGCAAUGUGCAUGAACGAAUCACACUCAGUCACUCUGCUAUAAGAAAACAUUAGUUUAUUUCACCUCAACAUUUUUCAAAUUCACCUUUUUUAUAUUUAUUCAAACGCUCGGGGACAAGAGGUGUAAGGCUUAAAGAACACAUGGUUGUUUCCUUAUCAGCAAGAUCUUGAAUUUGAAACCCAAGACCAGGGCUACGAAUCAAAAGUCUCUACCUGAAUGGAUGAUGUGCCCAAGCCCAUCUUUACAAUGUUAGUUUUAGAAAAAAAACAUUUUGCUUUCAGUGAGUUUUCUCUUCCAUUUACCAGAUUACAAAUGAACGACUCAAGAAAGUAGCAAUUUAGAGAGAAGGAAAGAGGUUGCACAAAGCUAUAUAUCCUUGACUGGAGAUUUUAUUUUUUUGAAAUUAUAGCAAUUAUUCUCAAUGCUUCUGGGCUAUAAAAUCUUUGCUCAAGUUGGA
This is a messenger RNA of Pantherophis guttatus, 5402 nucleotides long. It is a transcript of the gene GRIPAP1, whose product is annotated as GRIP1 associated protein 1. NCBI's taxonomy places the organism in Eukaryota, Metazoa, Chordata, Lepidosauria, Squamata, Colubridae. Gene Ontology annotation, biological process: neurotransmitter receptor transport, endosome to postsynaptic membrane; regulation of recycling endosome localization within postsynapse; regulation of modification of synaptic structure. Gene Ontology annotation, cellular component: postsynaptic recycling endosome; extrinsic component of postsynaptic early endosome membrane; glutamatergic synapse. The record is from RefSeq and is a predicted model, not a curated record.